Molecule: messenger RNA, 637 nt
Organism: Nicrophorus vespilloides
Lineage: Eukaryota; Metazoa; Arthropoda; Insecta; Coleoptera; Silphidae
Product: mitoguardin-like
Exons: 3
Biological process (GO): mitochondrial fusion
Source: RefSeq, a predicted model, not a curated record
UUUUUGAACGAACGUCACAAGUCAAAACAUUGGGGGGAUUAUAAUAAAAAUAACAUUUAAAUACUUGCGAAAUAACAGUUUUAAUAGUGUACAUACUAGUUUAUAGUCGUAAUAAUUAGAAUAGUGCCAGUUUCAAGUGUUGUGCAGUACAUAUUAAGUUAGAUAACCUCUGAAUCUCCAAUAGAAACAAUGUCGUUGAUGAUGCAUUUAAACCCAAUACUGGAAAAUGUAAAAUAUCUUAAACAAUUCUUACCGCACACAAUCAGUUUAUCAAGAACGCAGAAAGUUGUUGUUGUCUCAGUAACAGCCAGUAUGGCUUUGCUGGGAGUUCUUGCUAGAUAUAUGAGAAGAAGGAGGCAAGUGGUUGAUCCCAAAAAAUUUAAACGUAAUUUUGGAAAAAGGGCACGAGCGUCAGGAAUCAGGAGCCCUAAUGCAGAUAUGAUGAGCCAAGCAAGCAGCGGUCGUCGAAGUAACGCUUAUAGUGGUUACAGUGAUAGGGGUACUGUUCGUCAAAGUUCCGUUUUGGGUGGAGGAAGCGAACGUGCAUCCGUUGCUUCCGGAAGCUUAGUAAGCGGUGGAAUACUUCCGGAAGCCGGAGAUACUGUUCAUCUCACACCGCAGCAGCUGGGAGUUAUGG